Molecule: messenger RNA, 1156 nt
Organism: Phyllostomus hastatus (greater spear-nosed bat)
Lineage: Eukaryota; Metazoa; Chordata; Mammalia; Chiroptera; Phyllostomidae
Gene: RHOD
Product: ras homolog family member D
Exons: 5
Coding region: 77-709 (210 amino acids)
Biological process (GO): small GTPase-mediated signal transduction; cell migration
Molecular function (GO): GTP binding; GTPase activity
Source: RefSeq, a predicted model, not a curated record
GGGCCUUCCCCGCGCCGGCCUUCGCCGCAACCCGGCCGGACGCCGCUCCGCGCCCGGCCCCUCGGCCGGCCCCGCGAUGAAGGCGUCCCAGGCCGCGGAGGAGGAGGCGCCCCUAGGCGCGCGGUCGGUCAAGGUGGUCCUGGUGGGCGACGGCGGCUGCGGGAAGACGUCGCUGCUGAUGGUCUUCGCCGAAGGGGCCUUCCCUGAGAGCUACGCCCCCACGGUGUUUGAGCGGCUCACCGUGAAUCUGCAAAUGAAGGGCAAACCCGUGCACCUGCAAAUCUGGGACACGGCAGGACAAGUCGACUAUGACCGCCUGCGGCCCCUGUUCUACCCUGACGCCAGCGUCCUGCUCCUUUGCUUCGACGUCACCAGCCCACACAGCUUUGACAACGUCUUUAACCGGUGGUACCCAGAGGUGAAUCACUUCUGCAAGGAGGUGCCCAUCAUCGUCGUGGGCUGCAAGACCGACCUGCGCAAGGACAGGUCCCUGGUGAAGAAGCUGCGGAAAAAUAGGUUGGAGCCCGUGACCUACCACAGGGGCCAGGAGAUGGCCAGGUCCGUGGGUGCGGUGGCGUACCUCGAGUGCUCCGCGCGGCUCCAGGAAAACGUCCACGCAGUCUUCCAGGAGGCGGCCGAGGUGGCCCUCAGCAGCCGCAGUCGCAACUUCUGGCGGCGGAUCACCCGGAGCUUCUGCGUAGUGACCUGAGGGCGCGCCGGAUCCCCCAGCCCAGAUGGCCCCGGCAGCUCAGGACGGAGCUGGGCCGUGACCUAUUGCCCCCUUGGUUAGACUGCGCCCUGUUCCCAGGCUGUGACCGAACUGCCCCUCAAACAGAUGAUCACCACAGAGGCUGCGCCCUGGACCCUGGGGCUGAGGUCCCCCGGCUGAAGCAAAACCCCUCUGUGGCCUGAGAAAGGGACUUCCCGGGUUCACCAGCCCUGCGGAGGUCUAGUCCCGGAGUCCCCUGGAAUCCAGGCACCCCAAACUCGCAGCCUUGCAGCCUGGCGCCACCUCGCGGCUGUUCUCGGGGCUGCACCUGGCGGUCCUAGGGCCACCACCUCCCCCACUGUGAUCAGAACUCACACCUCGCCCCUUCUCCCUUCACCCCGCCCUUACCAGUGUUAACUGUAAUGACUAAAAUGACAUCACCUUUCA